CAGACGGAGCCUCAGGCUCGAGCCUUUUGUUCCCCCACAGCUCCGUGUGUCCGGAAAGCGACUCCGUCCUCCCCUCCGUCUUUCCCAGAGCGCAGCCCGGCGGGGACCCGCCCUGUGGCCGGAGCCGAGUGGGCAGCGCGUCCAGGGAACUUCAGAGUAGAGUUGAAUGAUUUUCACAAAGAAGCAGAUUAUGUAUUGUUGGAAAGUCCAUGUUUAUCUCAUCUGAAACAGCAAAUAAAGGAGAAAUCAUAGCAAUAACAGGACAAAAAAAGAGAAUCUAAUCAUGGAUUAUCUGACCAUUGAAGCUGAGGAAGAAGUCCUUCCAGCCAUUACUACCGAGGAUGCUUCUCUGCCCCAAAAACAGAACAUGGAAGAAAUGGAACCUACUGUUGAGCUCCUUCCUGUUGAGUUCCAGGAAUUGGUGACAGUCAAGGAUGAGGAAAUGGACUUCAGUCAUGUGGAGGAAGAAGAGCUGAAUUCUGCCCAAAGGUACAUGGGCAUUGAUAUGAAAGUGGAGAAUUGUGGGAGCCUGGUAUUUUGGGAUUCCGAAUCUAUACCUGAAACUAAAGAAUCUUUUUCAAAGCAAGAACUUUAUGAAGAAGUGUCCUCCGAAAGAGAGCUGAUAAUAGAAAGACUUAAAAAGGUUGAGGCCUGGGACUCCAGAUUGAUAGAAGCCUGGCAAUGUGAAGGCACAUUAGAAAGGCAGCAAGGAAACCAGAAGAAAGAUUUAAGGGAAGCCAUAAUUAAACACAACAAAACCACUGUGGAGGAUUGUAAUGAAAUUGGGGAAAGUUCAAACCCAAUCAAACAUCGAAAUAUUUACUCAGUGAAAAAGCCUUGGAAGUGCAAUGAAUGUGGGAAGUUCUUCAGUUACUACUCAGCCUUUAUCCUACAUCAGAGAAUUCAUACUGGAGAGAAGCCUUAUGCAUGUACUGAAUGUGGAAAGGCCUUCAGUCGGAGCUCAUCACUUAUUCAGCAUCAGAGAAUUCACACGGGAGAAAAACCUUACGAGUGUAACAAAUGUGGGAAAGCCUUCAGUCAUCGGUCAGCCCUCAUUCAGCAUCAUAUCAUUCACACUGGAGAAAAGCCCUAUGAGUGCAAUGAAUGUGGGAAAGCCUUCAACCAAAGCACAUACCUUAUUCAGCACCACAGAAUCCAUACUGGAGAGAAACCCUAUAAAUGCAAGGAAUGUGGGAAAGCUUUCAAUGAUACCUCAUCCCUAAUUAAACAUCAAAGAGUUCAUACUGGAGAAAAACCUUAUGGAUGUAAAGAAUGUGGGAAAGCCUUUAGUGACAGGUCGGGCCUCACUCAACAUCAGAGAACUCAUACAGGGGAAAAGCCAUAUGAAUGCAGUGAAUGUGGGAAAGCUUUCAGCUACUGUUCAGCUCUUAUUCAACAUCAAGGAACCCAUACUGGGGAGAAACCUUACAAAUGUAAUGAAUGUGGGAAAGCCUUCAGUGAUCGCUCAGCUCUCAUAAGACACCAAAGAAUUCAUACUGGGGAGAAACCUUACAAAUGUAAAGAAUGUGAGAAAGCCUUCAGCCAGAGCUCAUCUCUUACAAAGCAUCUGAGAACUCAUACUGGAGAGAAACCAUAUAAAUGCAGUGGUUGUGACAAAGCCUUCAGUCAGAGUUCAUCUCUUAUUCAACAUCAGAAAACCCAUACAGGAGAAAAACACUACAGAUGUAAGAAAUGUGAGAAAACCUUCAGUGUGCGUUCAGCCUUUUAUCAACAUAAAGAAAUUCAUGAUGAAUAGAAUGCAGUAAAUUCAUGAAAUAGUUAUGUAUUCUUGGGGCACCCAGCUGGCUCAAUAAGG
Molecule: messenger RNA, 1816 nt
Organism: Prionailurus viverrinus (fishing cat)
Lineage: Eukaryota; Metazoa; Chordata; Mammalia; Carnivora; Felidae
Product: zinc finger protein 501-like
Exons: 5
Coding region: 284-1756 (490 amino acids)
Biological process (GO): regulation of transcription by RNA polymerase II
Molecular function (GO): DNA-binding transcription factor activity, RNA polymerase II-specific; RNA polymerase II cis-regulatory region sequence-specific DNA binding
Source: RefSeq, a predicted model, not a curated record